AUGUAUCACCAAACUAGCCCAUCCCGCGGAUGGCAGGCCUACGACUACACCACCUCUCCGCCAAGCUCACCUUACUAUCAAUCUUUUUAUGCCGCGAACACGGCAUCCCCUCGCGCGCCCCCCAAGCGCCACUCCCGCAAAGCCAGUUAUGCAUCGCCUAGGGAAUCUGGCUGGUACUCGCACUACCCCCAGUACCAAGAGCCCAUUCCAGAAUAUGCGUCAUCCCGCAAGUUCGACAAUAAAAGAAAACAUCGCGCUUCCAUGCCGGGUGACGUGCCUUCCUAUGGCUAUGUAUUUGGUUACGAUUACGUCCGUCCCUCGCGUACGCCGACACGACCCAUCGUUAUUGAUGUGGUUGACGAAGCUGACGAUGAGCCGACUUAUAUCUACCGCGAGCCAAGAAGCGUUCGCUUCCAGCGAUCUUCUUACACAACUGCCCGCAAGACAAAGACGACCACUGAUCCUUAUUCUUUUUCUCACCAGGCUCCCCCCAUCUAUGAAGAAGAUGUAAAACGGUCCCGUGCUCGUCGUGCUUCCACCUCGACUCGAACAUCUCCCCAGAAACCACCCAAGAUGACUACGCCUCCCAAAUCCCCCUCUAAAGCCACCGCGGAAGAUGCCAAAAGGGCCGGUAUCCCACACGGCUAUUCGAUCAAGAACUGGGACCCGGAUGAGGCUCCUAUUAUACUUCUUGGAAGUGUCUUUGAUGCAAACUCAUUAGGCAAAUGGAUCUACGACUGGACCGUUUACCACCAUGGCGCUUCUACUCCGAUGGCCGAUGUCGCGGGCGAACUAUGGCUGCUUCUGAUCAAACUGGCCGGCAAAGUCAAGCGUGCCGAUGAAUUCCUCGACCGAGGUGGUCUCAGCGACGAAGCGAAGGAUCUCCUUGAGGACUUUGUCGAGAGCGGCGAACGCCUGUGGAUCCGAUUCAAGGACCUGCUCGAGAGUUGUGAGAAGUUCAUGUACGAUGCCGCCAAGCGCGAAACCCGCCGUGGCGCUCCGGUUUCGAUGGGACGUAAUGCCGGCUGCGAAUUUGUCGAAUCCAUGUUUGGACGCGAUCGAAACCUUCAUGAAACGGAGAAACUCAUGAACAGCAUCCGUCUGUGGGAUAUGCGGUUCGAUGCGAACUGCGAGGCCAUCCUCCGACCUUCUCGCCGAUCCAGUCGGCGACAGUCUACCGUUUAAUCCACCAUCUAUGUACUCGUCAUCCACUACUCAAUCCGACGAAUACACUCAACUACUCAAACCUUAUUAAUAGGUUUUAUUCAAGUCAUUUCAGCGAGAUAAAAAGUUUUAUUUCUGGUGGGAACUUUUUGUUUUCUUCCAAAUAUUACAGGGCCCGGCUUCACUGCCAUGCAUUGCAUCAUCAUCAUCAUCGGGGUGUUUUAUCCUUACAUACCUCCAAAUCUUUCCUUUGUCAUAGCCAUUUCCUGGCGUUUGUUCUUUUCAUUUCUGUGCUUAGAGAUACCCAAUCUCGUGCUGUGGAGUUCAUCUUUUCCGAAGGUUGGAUGAUACCCUUGAUUUA
Molecule: messenger RNA, 1525 nt
Organism: Talaromyces stipitatus ATCC 10500
Lineage: Eukaryota; Fungi; Ascomycota; Eurotiomycetes; Eurotiales; Trichocomaceae
Exons: 2
Coding region: 1-1185 (394 amino acids)
Source: RefSeq, a predicted model, not a curated record